GAAUUCGAAAACGGGAUUCACUAUUUGGUGGAUAAAGGUGACAUUUCACAUUUGGAAGGAUGCAUGGUUAGAUCAUGAACCUUGAGAAUGGUACUAUUAGGAGCUCUUUGAGCAAGCUAAGGAAAAGAUCCAGGAUUGCUUUGAGUCAAUGGGGGGAGCUGUGUUUUGGAAUACUAGUUUGAGGAGGAAUUUAUCAGAUUCCAAAGCAAGCCUGUAUGCCAAUCUUCUUAGUGAAUUGAAUUGAGGGUGGAUACUUCAACAGAGGAUAGAAAGGUUUUGAAAUGGUUGACCAAUUGUGAAUUAAAUUGUUUUUCUCGGUGUUGAUGGCUCGGGAGGCUGUAUCUCCUUCGUGCUUAAUGGUUUCAAAGGCCCUUGUUCCCACUAGAGUUAAAGCUUUUGCUUGGGUAGGAACGGCCAACAAGAUACUCAAACUAGAUAAAGAAGCAAAACAUGGCUUUCCUCAACGUGUGCAUCAUGUGUAGGAAUGACAAGGAACUGGUGAACCAUUUCUUCCUUUAUUGCAUAUUGGCCAGGGAGGUAUGGUCUUUCUUCUUAUCUCUUUUUGGGUUUCUUGGUACUUCAACAACUCAGUUGGGAAUGCAGUGGUGGAGUGGGUAGGUAACUGUUCAAGACCGAAAGGAGACUCUAUGGAAGACGUGCUUUUUUGGAUCUUAUGGGGUUUGUGAACGGAAAGGAAUGCCUAAUUUUUUUAGAAUAGCUCCUCAUCAAUUGUGAGUUUAAAAGGGAGGAUCCUUCGUAUGGUCAUUAAUUGGGCCCUUGCAAGACAAGAAUUCAAAGGAUGCAUCAAGUUCCAGUCCAAGCGACCUUCAGGCUGCAAAAGCCAGUUUCACUGCUUGUUGAACAUACCAGUUGGCUAGAGCAUGACAUAUAUGAGGAAAUAGGCGUCCCUAAUACAAAUGUUUCCAUAAUUUCCAUGCACCCUUUAGCUGCAAACUUGACCAAGGUGGUGUUUGGUGUUGUCCCCUAUCCAUCAAAUGUUGCUAUACCUUCAGUGACCCUAAGCGUACUGAGAUCAUCUCUGAUAGAGCUGGUCCUUCAGCAGUUGAAUCUGUCUUUGACACCAUCAGUAUUUGGGCAGUCAUCUUCCUUUGAGGUUUUGAAGUUCCCAGGAGGGAUCACAGUGAUCCCUAAUAUGCAGUAUGCUUCUAUUUGGCAGACACCUCAAAUCCUCUUCAACUUCACAUUACACAAUUCUGUUUCCCAGAUACAGGAAAAUCUUGAAGUCUUGAAGGGCCAGUUAAAGUAUGGCUUGCAGCUCAGGUCUUAUGAGACCAUAUUUGUGAAGGUGACAAAUAUGGAUGGUUCCACAGUUGCUCCCCCAGUUAUAGUCCAGGCUUCAGUUUUGUCUGAUGUAGCAGGCCAUGUUCUUUUACCCCAGAGAUUAAAGCAGCUGGCUGAGGCACUCACCGGUCAUCCUGUGAAGAACCUUGGCCUAGAUCACUCAGUUUUCGGUAAAGUAAAACAAAUUCGAUUGUCAACGUUUCUACAAGCCUCACUGGGUUCACCCCAAGGGUCCCCAAGUCCAUCUCCAUCUCCAUCAGAGGAAAAUCAUUACUCAGCACCUCCGCAGUCACAUUAUCCUACUGUCUCACCUUCUCAUGCUCCUGCUCCUUCAGCUGACCGCCAUAGCCCCUCUCCCUGUGACCUCUGUGAUUCCUCUUCCCCAUCCGAGAGUGUAUCUCCACCUAUCCCAACACCCAAAAAUUGGCCUGAGCCCCCAACAAGUCCAGAUUCGGAAUCUCCCACGCCUUCUGUGAUAGAUGGUCAUUCCCCUAGUAGUAGCCCAUGCCGUGGUCCCACACUUUCGCCGAACCCCUCUCCAGCAGCUCAUUCUGACCCACCUGCUCCUUCAGGCUUUUCACCGCACUCUGCCAUUAGUCCACGAGGCCAACCCCCAAGUCCCACUCCGAAGUUGGACCCACACAUUUCACCUUCACCUGCAGUGCGAUAUGGCCCAAGUCCUCAAGAACAGGGAAGUGGUGAAGCUUCAGUGUAUUCAAUGCCAGCCUCAUCUCCGAUUGCGCCUUUCCCUGCCUCCUAUGUUGCAGGUCCUUCCUACAAUGAGAUGCGGUUAAUUGGGUUGCUAGGUUUCAUGGUGUUUCUCCUAUGUGUAGCAUACUGAUUGGUCCCUCAGCCUUAUAGCACCAUGCACAUCCUCAUCAAGCUUGAGGUUUUGGCAGCAACCCAUUAUUUGACAGGCAAAUGGUAGAGCGGCCAAAGGCCGAAAAACAGUUUUGCUCUCUCCUCCCCUACACAAUCUUAAAUGCUGGAGUCUUAUGGUGUGAAUGGUAAAAGGUCCCCUUGAAAAGGAAGAGGGGUUCCACAGGCAGCCAGGUAAUAUGUACAUAGGAGUAUUUGCAGGUCAAAGCCACAAAGGUGGCGGGCCGCUGUUAGCUCGCAGGAAUAUGGAUGAAGAAAAAAAGAAUCUUUUCUAUUCUCCAAGGGAAGGCAUUGAGAAUCGCUUGUAUUUUUUUUUCCUUAAUUUCUUUUUUGCAGCUGUAAAAACACGCCCACAUCUAAUUUAUAAGCGAAAAAAAUGAAUGUUUUCAUGGUUGCAAGCAGCAA
Molecule: messenger RNA, 2586 nt
Organism: Magnolia sinica
Lineage: Eukaryota; Viridiplantae; Streptophyta; Magnoliopsida; Magnoliales; Magnoliaceae
Product: verprolin-like
Exons: 5
Coding region: 800-2143 (447 amino acids)
Source: RefSeq, a predicted model, not a curated record